AAUUUACGACAGCGUGUUUGUGAGGAACUUAACCUACUCGUUUGACAAUACAAACUCAAGUAGUAAAAAUGAACAUACGAUGUGCACGACCGGAAGAUUUGAUGAACAUGCAGCAUUGUAAUCUGUUAUGUUUACCUGAAAAUUAUCAGAUGAAAUAUUAUUUUUACCAUGGAUUAUCUUGGCCACAGCUAUCCUAUGUAGCAGAAGAUGAAGAUGGUAAAAUUGUUGGUUAUGUACUAGCUAAAAUGGAAGAAGAUCCUGAAGACCAGGUUCCACAUGGUCACAUCACAUCACUGGCAGUAAAAAGAUCACACAGACGAUUAGGUUUAGCACAGAAACUAAUGGACCAAGCAUCUAGAGCAAUGGUUGAAUGUUUUGAUGCGCAAUAUGUCUCUUUGCAUGUUAGGAAGAGUAACAGAGCUGCUUUACAUUUAUACACCAACACACUCAAAUUUUCAAUAAGUGAGAUAGAACCUAAAUAUUAUGCUGAUGGGGAGGAUGCCUAUGCCAUGAGAAGAGUUUUAAAAGACUUUAAAGAUAAGUCAACGAAAGAUACAUCAUCUGUAAAAGCAAUAAAAGAUACACCUGGUAAAAAAGAUAAAUCAAAGAAAGAUGGAGACACAUCAAAAGAGAAGACAGAAACCACAAAUAAAGAGACUAGAGAAUCAUAAAUGAGACAGUUUUAGUCAUUUUUACAAACAUUACUGGAACAGAUAAUUAAUCUGUGGAUUUUCAUCUUUUUUUGUGUUUUCUUGUUUUAAUAUUCUUGAAAAGAAUUCUUCU
Molecule: messenger RNA, 783 nt
Organism: Mytilus trossulus (common blue mussel)
Lineage: Eukaryota; Metazoa; Mollusca; Bivalvia; Mytilida; Mytilidae
Product: N-alpha-acetyltransferase 11-like
Exons: 7
Coding region: 69-671 (200 amino acids)
Biological process (GO): N-terminal protein amino acid acetylation
Cellular component (GO): NatA complex
Molecular function (GO): protein N-terminal-serine acetyltransferase activity; protein-N-terminal-glutamate acetyltransferase activity
Source: RefSeq, a predicted model, not a curated record